Molecule: messenger RNA, 415 nt
Organism: Paramecium primaurelia
Lineage: Eukaryota; Ciliophora; Oligohymenophorea; Peniculida; Parameciidae
Source: the annotation of a GenBank genome assembly
UUUAUUUUCCCUCAUUUUUUAAAGAAUGGCCAGAACUAAAGAAGGUAAAGAGAUGUCAAAGAAAAGUAUUGCUAAAACUUCAGGAAAAAAAAUGAAAUCUAAAAGAAAGGAAAGAAAACCACAUAGAUUCAGACCAGGAACAGUUGCUUUAAAAGAAAUUAGGAAAUUCCAAGAAAGCUCUCGUUUAUUAAUAAGGAAGAUUCCUUUUUAGAGAUUAAUAAGAGAGAUUGCAGGAGUUAAUGAAAAAGAAAUGAGAUUCUAAAGUAGCGCCAUAUUUGCUUUAUAAGAAGCAACAGAAGCAUUUAUAGUUAAUCUUUUAGAAGACAGUGUUCUUUGUGCACAUCAUGCCAAAAGAAUGACUGUUAUGCAAAGAGAUAUUAAUUUAGCAAGAAGAAUUAGAGGAGAUGAAUUUUGA